CCCCCGUAUCAACGAUUCGCCCCUACGAUUUCCUGCGUGGUUCGCUAAAUAACCUUUCUGAUUGAUUUCGUAGCUCUAGCGGCUUUAACAAAUCCGGACCUGUUAUCAAGGCCAGCCAAUUAAUCAUGGCUGCGAAAAUUCUUGCCAAUUUAAUUGUGAUGGGCUCUGGGAUACUUGCUAGGGCCUUUGUUCAAGCCUAUCGUCAAGCCCUUACGAAUGCUUCGAAGUCCGGUGUUGCUCAAGAAACAAUUCAAAACAGUGUUCGCAGAGCAAGCAAAGUGAUGACGGAGCAAGAAGCCAGGCAGAUUCUUGGCGUCACCGCGGGAACGCCUUGGGAGGAAAUUGUGAAGAAAUAUGACGCUUUGUUUGAAAGGAAUGCUCAGACUGGAAGCUUUUAUCUUCAGUCAAAAGUUCACAGAGCCAAGGAACGAUUAGAACCUCUCUACCAGAGCAAAGGUCAGGAUGCCCCUAGCUGAGGAAUGUGUUGUGUUGUGUUUUGCACAUUCACCGUUCUUGUAUAAUUCUUAAUUGGUCAUGGCCGCCAUGAAUGAUGAAAUUGAUGUAAAAUCUUUUCUUCCAUUUGUGGGAAAAAAAUCGUGCUUUGAAAUUAGUAUUUUGGAUCUCGAUGCCUUGAGAGCA
Molecule: messenger RNA, 639 nt
Organism: Cucurbita pepo subsp. pepo (vegetable marrow)
Lineage: Eukaryota; Viridiplantae; Streptophyta; Magnoliopsida; Cucurbitales; Cucurbitaceae
Product: mitochondrial import inner membrane translocase subunit PAM16 like 2
Biological process (GO): protein import into mitochondrial matrix
Cellular component (GO): TIM23 mitochondrial import inner membrane translocase complex
Source: RefSeq, a predicted model, not a curated record